Messenger RNA from Onychomys torridus (southern grasshopper mouse), 273 nucleotides. RefSeq names its product small proline-rich protein 2D-like. The transcript has a single exon. Lineage: Eukaryota; Metazoa; Chordata; Mammalia; Rodentia; Cricetidae. The record is from RefSeq and is a predicted model, not a curated record. Bases 1 to 273 code for a protein of 90 amino acids. Gene Ontology annotation, cellular component: cornified envelope.
AUGUCUUACCAACAACAACAGUGCAAGCAGCCCUGCCAGCCUCCUCCUGUGUGCCCACCCCCUAAGUGCCCAGAGCCUUGUCCUCCCCCUAAGUGCCCAGAGCCUUGUCCUCCCCCUAAGUGCCCAGAGCCUUGUCCUCCCCCACAGUGCCCAGAGCCUUGUCCUCCCGCAAAGUGCCCUGAGCCCUGCCUGCCUCAGCCAUGCCAGCAGAAAUGUCCUCCUGUGCAGCCUCCACCAUCCUGCCAGCAAAAGUGCCCACCCAAGAGCAAGUGA